AUGGUUGACACAAAAACUGAUGAAAAUGGCAGUGAAAGUGUACCCCCAAAAACUGCUAAGCAGUUGGAGAAAGAGGCUAAAAAAUUGGCAAAAUUAGAGAAAUUUAAACAAAAACAAGGAAAAAAGGAAUCAAUCGUUUCUACCAAGCCAACAGAAAAGUCCGAGAAAAAUGACAAGAAGAAGACAAUUAAAGAAUCCGCCUUAUAUAGUCAAACUAUUAUACCAGGAGAGAAAAAGGAUAUCACGUGCCCAAUGCCAGAUGCAUAUAGCCCUCAAUAUGUUGAGGCUGCAUGGUACGACUGGUGGGAGAAAAAUGGAUUCUUUAAACCAGAAUAUGGUAGAAAUUCUGUAUCGGAAGAAAAUCCAAAGGGCAAGUUCGUAAUGGUAAUUCCACCUCCAAAUGUUACUGGUUAUCUUCAUUUAGGACAUGCAUUAACUAAUGCUGUAGAAGAUGCCAUUACAAGAUGGAACCGCAUGAAGGGUCGUACAACUUUAUGGAAUCCAGGCUGUGAUCAUGCAGGAAUUGCAACUCAAGUAGUUGUUGAAAAAAAGCUAUGGAAAGAGGAACAGAAAACGCGUUAUGAUUUAGGACGUGAAAAAUUUAUAGAGAAGGUUUGGGGCUGGAAGCAUGAGAAAGGAGAUAGAAUCUACUUACAGUUACGAAAAUUAGGUAGUUCCUUCGAUUGGGACCGUGCUUGCUUUACGAUGGAUCCUAAAUUAUGUCGAGCUGUAACAGAAGCAUUCGUACGGCUGCAUGAGGAAAAUAUUAUUUAUAGAAGUAAUCGUCUUGUAAAUUGGUGUUGCACACUAAAGAGUGCGAUUUCAGAUAUUGAAGUAGACAAGGUAGAAUUACCUGGUAGGACUUUACUCUCUAUCCCAGGAUACAAUGAAAAAGUAGAGUUUGGUGUCAUCGUAUUGUUUGCAUAUAAAAUAGAAGAAUCAGAUGAGCAAAUUAUUGUGGCAACGACUAGAAUCGAAACCAUGUUGGGAGAUACUGCUGUGGCAGUACAUCCUACGGAUGUUCGCUAUUCACAUUUAGUUGGGAAAUAUGUGAAACAUCCCUUUUGUGACAGACGUGUACCAAUCAUCGCAGAUGACUUUGUUGACAUGGAAUUUGGCACUGGAGCUGUCAAGAUAACACCUGCUCAUGAUCCAAAUGACUAUGAAGUAGGAAAACGACACAAUUUGCCGUUUGUAACUAUUUUCAAUGAAGAUGGAAAUAUAAUUGGAAAUUAUGGAAAGUUUACGGGAAUGAAGAGGUUUCAUGCUAGAAAGGCUGUCUUGAAUGAGUUGAAGGAGAGAAAUUUAUUUAUUGAAAUAAAAGAUAAUCCUAUGAUUGUUCCCAUUUGUAGCAGGUCUAAGGAUGUGGUAGAACCUCUCAUUAAACCUCAGUGGUACAUACGUUGUGAUGAUAUGGCUAAACGUGCUACGGAAGCUGUACAAAGUGGAGAAUUAAAAAUAAUUCCUGAUCAACAUAAGAAGACUUGGUAUCGUUGGAUGGAUGGAAUUAGAGAUUGGUGUAUCUCUCGACAGCUAUGGUGGGGCCAUCGUAUACCUGCGUACUACAUAACCGUGAAUACUCUCUCGAUGACGAAUGGCGCGAAAUCAGAUGAUGAAUAUUGGGUGAGCGGAAGAACUGAAGCUGAAGCUAGAGACAAAGCAGCUAAGAAGUUGGGUAUAAGUCCAGAUAAAAUUACUCUCGAACAGGAUCCUGACGUUUUGGAUACAUGGUUUUCAUCCGCCCUGUUUCCCUUUUCCAUAUUCGGAUGGCCCGAUGAUACGGAGGAACUCAAAGCCUUUUAUCCUGGCACUCUAUUGGAAACUGGUCACGAUAUUUUAUUCUUUUGGGUAGCGAGAAUGGUGUUCCUUGGACAGAAGUUAUUGGGAAAAUUGCCGUUCAGGGAAGUAUAUUUACAUGCCAUGGUGCGGGAUGCUCAUGGCAGGAAAAUGAGUAAAUCCUUGGGUAACGUUAUCGAUCCCAUGGAUGUAAUCCGCGGAAUUUCAUUAGAGAAUCUUCACAAACAACUUACGGAAUCAAAUUUAGACCCGAAGGAACUGAAACAGGCUAUCGAAGGUCAGAAACAGGAUUAUCCUCAAGGGAUUCCCGAAUGCGGCACGGAUGCAUUGCGCUUUGCAUUAUGUGCUUACACGACUCAAGGUCGAGACAUCAAUCUCGAUAUUCUGCGCGUUCAAGGAUACCGAUUUUUCUGUAACAAGAUCUGGAAUGCAACUAAAUUUGCUUUGAUGUAUCUGGGCAAUGAUUUCAAGUGCGAUACUGAUGUCGAAGAGCGACCAAACUAUAACGGGGAAAUCGGGGAAGAAACCCCUUGGAGCCAUGGUUGGUACGAGGAAACUUUGAAGGAGACGUUCGUCCAGGAAGCAUUGGACAAUUAUUUAGCUGAUUACCCUUACGUUGACGGCUACACGCCUUCCCAGGCGGAUAUUAAAAUUCAUGCAGUGUUGAGUGGAUUGCAUAUUGAUUUUACGCGGCUGCCGCACCUGCACCGUUGGCAAAAACACAUCGCAACGUACAGCGAAGGAGAAAGAUCUGCUUUCCGCGCGAAACAGGGCGGAUUGCUAUCUCAAAAGGGAUGUAAAUUAACCAGAGGUUGUAUCGCGGGAUUUCAGCUGACUGGAAACGAGUCCAAUAUGGAUUUAUGGAUGCUGUCGCGAGUAAGUAAUGCUGCAAAAAUUAGCGACGAAGGAAUGGCUCAAUACGAUUUCCCGGCUGUUACAACGGCUUGCUAUAAUCUCUGGCUUUACGACCUGUGCGAUGUUUAUCUGGAGUACCUGAAGCCGGUAUUCCAAAGCGGGAGUGAAGAAAAUAAACUAGCGGCCAAGCGAGUGCUGUUCAAAACUCUGGACGUUGGAUUGCGUUUGUUAAGUCCGUUCAUGCCGUUCAUUACCGAAGAACUUUAUCAACGUUUGCCUCGCAUAAAACAGGUUUUCCCAAGCAUUUGCGUGAGCCCAUAUCCGGAUGUCCUGGAAUGUUCGUGGAGGAAUCAAGAUAUAGAAAAUGAUGUUGAUUUUGCUCAAAAGAUCAUCAAAAGUGUUAGGUCGGCACGAGCGACGUAUAACUUACAAAAUAAAACAAAAAGCGAAGCGUAUAUUGUGUGUGCCGAGAAAGACACAGAGGACAGGAUUAAAAAGUAUUCGUCCAUGAUAGGGACACUCGCGUAUUCAAUAGUACAUCUGGAUAAAGCUCCGCCCCAGUGCUUAAUUUUGACAAUAACAGAGAAAGUGCAAGUACAUCUUCUGUUAAAGGGACUAAUCGAUCCUGAAAAGGAACUCGAAAAACUGGGGAAGAAGGAGAUUCAGUUGAAGUCAACGAUAAAUAAAUUGAAACAAGACAUGUCCAUCGCGGAUUACGACAUUAAGGUACCGGUUGAUGUCCAGACAAGCAACACAGAAAAGCUGCUCAGUGCUACGGGUGAAUUGCAACGAUUAAUUGAAGCGAUGGAGGCUCUACGAACAAUGCAAUAGUGCUGUCAUACCCUCUAGGUUCUUUAAUUUUAUUUAUGUUUUCUAGAAGACUAUUUAUAGUUUCAUACGUUUCACUCGAAGAACUCGCUCGAGACCUACUUUUUAAUAAACAAUGAAUUUCCAGUAAUUAAUAGGUAACAACGGUAAAAGAAAGAUAUAGUUAUAAAGGGUAUACGUUAUUUUCCUUGUUUUUUCAUUGAAAGAUUUCGUUGUCUACAGAUUCUUAGCUUUGAGAAAUACGUUAGAUAUCAUCCCUGGAUGGUACUCGGCUGGAUAUUUGGUUCGAAACUAUUUAUACAAGCUGUUGCUUUAAACAAAUACAACGCGCUAACCUGACUAAUAAUUGUUUUAAGCAUUUUGUAGGCGAGUCAGCGCGUUAUGCCGUAGUCGUUCACUGGACGAUCGUCAUGGUUCCUCAGAGGGCGCCAGCUGGUGCUCCAAUUUUCGACCGACUCGUGGCCUAUUUAUAUAGACCGUCUUUAGAAAUUUCUACCUGGUGAAGAAACGGUACUAAAAUUGCACAAGUCGUGAGCCUCGGCUGAAUUUCUCGCCGUAUUUUCCCCGCGGAACAAAAAUUCUCUGUUAUCAAGACAUCUGUAUAGAACUAAUGUUACUUAAGUUCUAAUAGGUUUAUUUUUUGCCCAGAAGACGUGAUACCAUAAUGGGUUUAAGAUUUCGCGGGGAAUAACUAAAGUGACUCAAACUUUGAGUUUACGUAUUUUCUAUUCAACAGUGGAACUAGUUGGUCAAUUGCUUUUUCCUUUGUCGAGUAAAUGCGUUAUUGCGUUUUCAAUAAAAGCCGUAGUGAGUUUGUCGCGCGUUCUGCCGUACCGGCGCAGUUGCUUUCUCGAAUGAAUCGUGUUACUAUAAAUCUCGGUAGGUGGCGGCGGUGUAAAUGUUUGAAAAUCGCAGGAAAAAGGAACAUGGUAUAUUCGAUAAGUUUAUAAAUGAAAAUGUCGACACAUGCCUGAAAAAAGUCUCCCAUGAAAUGUUACAUUCACAUUUUUAAAUUAAACAGGACUUUUCAGCAUCUGUUUCGAUGCACUACUAGGUUGUCGUUAUGAUCUAGUGUACCCACUUUGAGAUCUUUUCCCAUUUUAUGUAUUCAAAUGAUCGAGAUCGCGUUAUUAUGAUUUGUUUAAAUUUUUAAAGAGGUUUUAUUAUUUAAUAAGACUUAAUAGCAUGAAAGUGCCUGAUAGUUGAAAAGUCUAUGAAUCAUUGAUCAUUUUAAUAUGAAAACGAAGCACUUCCGUAUCCUCAUCGUUUCACAGUUAAAUUUGAUUCUUUUUUUACGCGGUAUUUAAAUUCCGACCCCAACACUUGGAAAAUAUGCAACUAGAAUAAUAAUUAUUGUUUUUAGCGAAAGGUAACGCGUCUUUCCGUAGCUUGUGUUUUACCAUAGAACCCCUUUCAAAAUCUUUUUUAAUUGCAGCUUUUCAAGGCGUUAAUGCAACAGUUUCGUACUCUCUUCAGCGAAUCGCGCUGUGCUGUCUCGAAGUUAACGUCCACUGUCAUUCUCUUUAUGUUCCUAUACCACCAAGAAAUAUACAAAUAUACUAAACUA
Molecule: messenger RNA, 5047 nt
Organism: Orussus abietinus
Lineage: Eukaryota; Metazoa; Arthropoda; Insecta; Hymenoptera; Orussidae
Gene: ValRS
Product: valine--tRNA ligase
Exons: 19
Coding region: 1-3483 (1160 amino acids)
Biological process (GO): valyl-tRNA aminoacylation
Cellular component (GO): cytosol
Molecular function (GO): valine-tRNA ligase activity; ATP binding; aminoacyl-tRNA deacylase activity
Source: RefSeq, a predicted model, not a curated record